AAAAUGUUAAUGGUCGAAAUGGGAAAAAGCAAUUACCACAAAACAAUAAGGCGCGGACUCAAAAACGAAUUAAAAUUCAAAUAAUCGGGGCCAGAAACGACAGUGCUCCUCCACGUUAGCACACAGCCACACCUCUUCUUCUUCCGUACAUAAUCUGAAUCCCUUCCCCAAUGUAUAAUUCUUCCACCUACAAAAAGCUGUCCUAAUCGCUCUGAAUUUCUUUAACCCACAUUGCGUUCUUCGUUGAUUCAAGGGACAUCACUGCUGUAGAGAUAACCAUGCCAAAGAAGAGACGAGAUCACUCAGCGUCCACCGAUAAGUCCCGGCGUUCUCCAUACAAAUGCAACACCAAAAACAAAAACCCAUCAGAAAAAGAUCAAAAUCUAAAAGAAUGGGAAGAAGCUAGAUGCCCUGUAUGUAUGGAACACCCUCACAACGCCAUCCUUCUCUUAUGCUCUUCACACAACAACAAUUGUCGCCCUUACAUGUGUGACACAAGCCGUCGCCACUCCAAUUGCUUCAACCAGUUCCGCAAGUUCUUUGUAACUCCUGCCACCGCCGCGGAGCCACCGUCCACCGCCACAGUCCAGGAGUCAAAAAUGGUAUGUCCGCUCUGUCGGGGGCAGGUAAAAGGGUGGGUGGUGGUGGAAGCCGCCCGUGAAUUCAUGAACGCAAAAUCAAGAAGCUGCUCAAGUGGAACGUGUGAGUUUUCCGGGACGUAUUCGGAUCUAAGGAGGCACGCGAGGGUGGUGCACCCUCUGGUAAGACCAUCGGAGGCGGAUCCUGGGCGGCAGCAGGACUGGCGGCGGCUGGAAAGCGAGAGGAAUCUUGGGGAUUUGCUGAGUAUACUUGAGUCAUCAAUGGAAUCUUGGGGAUUUUCUAUGACUACAAUUUUAAGACCGGGAAACGGUUCAGGCGUGGUUGAGGUGACAGUUCGGAGGCGGCUCGGGACACGGUUGUAGGGUGAGCGUUAUGAUGAUAACGGGUCGCCCGAUGGUGGUUCGGGUUUGGGCUCGGAUAAUUUGUUUCAGUUGAGUCGGCCAAGAUCGGGUCAUGAUGAUGAAUCUUGAAAGAUGUGAAAUAUUAAUAUAUUGUAAAAAGAUAUUAUCGGUUAAUUGGUAUAAGGUUUUGUUUAA
Lactuca sativa (garden lettuce) is the source of this 1136-nucleotide messenger RNA. RefSeq lists its product as uncharacterized. Lineage: Eukaryota; Viridiplantae; Streptophyta; Magnoliopsida; Asterales; Asteraceae. The record is from RefSeq and is a predicted model, not a curated record.